Messenger RNA from Sitodiplosis mosellana (orange wheat blossom midge), 1933 nucleotides. RefSeq names its product tyrosine aminotransferase (gene Tat). Gene Ontology annotation, biological process: aromatic amino acid metabolic process; biosynthetic process. Bases 388 to 1752 code for a protein of 454 amino acids. NCBI's taxonomy places the organism in Eukaryota, Metazoa, Arthropoda, Insecta, Diptera, Cecidomyiidae. The transcript is spliced from 4 exons. Gene Ontology annotation, molecular function: L-tyrosine:2-oxoglutarate transaminase activity; pyridoxal phosphate binding. The record is from RefSeq and is a predicted model, not a curated record.
UCAUCUAACUAGUUUGAUUUUAGACAUGACUGGCGAUAGUCGUUUUGUGCUCCCCACUGAUCCGUUAAUUAAAACGUUAUUGUGUAUUCAUUUAAUUUUCCGCUGAAACAAAGUGAAUGUUUGAUAAGGAAAAAAAUCAUUUCCAACACUUUGAAUUUGUUUCCAUAUAUGACCUGCAUUCGAGAGAAAGAAAGAAAAAAAUAGCGCAAAGAUCGUUGAAUAAAUUUGAUCAUAUUUCACUAACGAAUCAAUUUAUUCAACACAUUCCCUACAGCUAAAAGCUUAAGUUGUUUAUUUCGAAUUACAAACAUCAAGGUGUUUUGAAAAUUUGUCAUUUAUUCUUUGGUUGAAACAAGUAAAACGAAACCAAUUUGCCGUUGUGUGACAAUGUUAAAAGGACAAGCCAUUGAAAUAAGCAAGGAAAAUUUCAAUAAUAUCCAUUUGGCGGUUAAAAAACAACCCGUGGACUCAUCAUCCAAGGAAAAUUCUCUGAAAAAAUACGAAUGGAACGUGCAACCAUCGAAAUUUGCCAUUAAUACGACAAAUCCCAUUCGAGCCAUCGUUGAACAUUUGAACGUACAACCAAAUCCAGAUAAAGCUUUCAUUCCUCUUUCUGUUGGUGAUCCAACUGUGUUUGGUAAUUUGAAAGCGGCUGAUGAGACGAUUCAAGCAGUGCGAAAUGCGAUCGAUGAGGGCAAACACAAUGGUUACGCUCAUUCGGCUGGAACCAUAGUGGCUCGUGAAGCGGUUUGUAAAUAUAUAGCGCCUUAUCAAGGCGUUGUAGCACCGAACGAUGUGAUUUUAUGUAGCGGUUGCUCGUCAUCUAUUGACAUAUGCAUUGGCGCAAUAGCUGAACCGGGUAAAAAUAUUUUGAUUCCAAGGCCGGGAUUCUCGAUCUAUCGAACUCUUGCUGUUGGUCACGGCAUUGAGGUUCGUUCGUAUAAUCUUCUCCCAUUUAAUCAAUGGGAAGUUGAUUUGGAACAACUUGAAGAUAAAAUCGAUGAAAACACUGCAGUUAUCGUACUUACGAAUCCAAGCAAUCCUUGUGGAAGUGUUUUCCGCAAAAAGCAUAUGCUCGAUAUUAUUGCAUUGUGCGAAAAAUAUUGCAUUCCGAUAAUUGCCGAUGAGAUUUAUGAACACUUUGUGUUCCCCGGCACCGAAUAUCAUUCAUUUAGCUCGCUAUCGAAAAAUGUCCCAGUAUUAUCGUGCGGAGGCUUAACAAAGCGGUUCUUGGUACCCGGAUGGCGAUUGGGAUGGAUAAUUAUCCAUGAUAGAAACGACACUUUCAAAGAAUUGCGCCAAGGUUUAGCGAACUUAAGUACAAGGAUAUUGGGAAGCAACACACUCAUUCAAGGUGCUCUACCGGAAAUUUUGGAAAAAACGCCACAAACCUUCUUUGAUAGUGUCGUUGACACUCUCUAUAAACAUGCGAAACUCGCCUAUGAAAUUCUGAGCGAUGCUGUUGGCCUGAGGCCAAUUAUGCCAGAUGGAGCGAUGUACAUGAUGAUUGGAAUCGAUAUCGAAAACUUCCCGGAAUACGAAGACGAACUUCAGUUCGUGCAGGCGCUGGUUAAGGAGCAAAGCGUUUUCUGUUUGCCGGGUCAAUGCUUCGAUUAUCCAAACUAUAUGCGUAUCGUUUUGACUGUGCCGGAAGGCUUGAUUUGGGAGUCAUGCACACGCAUCGCUGAUUUUUGCAACAAACACUAUAAGAAUUCAUUCGAUCCAAAUUUGAUUGAAAACUUGAAUUGGUAGAAGACAAAACAAGGCAAAAGCAACAGCAACACUGUAAUUUAUACGUAGAUCAUAAAUUAAUAUUGGUUUUUAUUAAAUCACGGUGAAAAGAUAUCGCGUUAUUGAUACAAUUAACGAGUUGUGAACAUUUUUGAAUUUUCUUUCUUAAAUAAAUGACAAUAACAUACAAAUGAAAAAAAAA